AUGACUUCGAAUCAACCUAGCGUCUAUCAGGAUGCUCCUGGUCUUGAACCACAAAACGACGUGCUGACAUCUGUGGAGCAUGCUCAUCCAGAAGCCUCUUCUCCGAUACAGCGUGCUCAGGGAGAAGCAUCGACGUGCAACGAAGCUUCAAAACAAGCUUCUGGCAGUCAAGCAACUAGCAGCGCAGAUCGAGCCGACCUUGAAGCAGCAUCUGAUCGCUCGCUCGCAGUCACUCACGAGAUGCAACCAACCGAAACGUAUGGUCAACGACUCACUCGAGUCCUCACAGGCGAAGCAGCUGAUCUUGCCCAACCUGCUCAGCGUCGCAGCCUCGAGAGCAACAAGAGCAGCUCUGAUACCCGUCAGCGCACCCGCUUACUCUCCUCCUUGAUGCGUCGCAAACCACGCAGCAGCUCCAAGCGAGCCCCCACUAGAUCUUUAAUCCGACAACGAGCGGAAGAACUAGCCCGCACAGCAGACUCUGAAAAAGCUGCCGAAUCCCGCCACAACCGCUCUCAUACCACCCCUUCCACCAACGACAGCAGCAGCAGUAGUGGCGACAGCAAGGCCAGCAGCGAACCAGCACGGAUCAAACUCGUCGGUGACGAGGGAAAACCAAUGCGCCGUCAUGGAAUCAAAGAUCGAGUUCUGCAUUUCACCCCAUCUUGGUUUUCGGUGACGAUGGGCACUGGAGUUCAAGCUACGCUUUUGAACCUUCUUCCCUGGGCAUCUAUUCAUUCCGGCUUACGCUGGCCAGCACUGUGCUUCCUCCUGGGAGAUAUCAUGAUAUUCAUCCUCUUUCUAUGCGCAUUCUUUGCGAGGUAUCUAAUGUACCCCGAAGUACUGCCUCUGACGAUCAAGCAUCCACAAAAGUCGAUGUUUCUGGGAACACUUCCAAUGGCACUGAUAACAAUUAUUAGCGGGAUCGCACAGUUAGGAACACAGUUCGCAUUGGGGAUAGGUUUCGCGCUGGGAGCAAGUGGCUUAUGGUGGGCAGCGACGGUGUUGAGUUUGAUGACGGCUAUCGGGGUGCCGUUUAGUAUGAUGACGUAUCAAGAGCAUUAUUUUGAAGGAACCACUGCUGCACUCCUCCUGCCCAUCGUCCCUCCGAUUACUGCAGCGGCGACUGGGAGCGUGAUAGCAGAGAUCCUCAUGGAAAGAUACCCAACUUACGCAUUUACCAUUAUGGUCGUCUCCUAUCUCGUCCUCGGCAUUGGGCUCCCGCUUGCCCUACUUAUCCUGGUACUCUACUUCCAGCGCCUCCUUCUAUUUAAAUCCCCUCCGAGGGAUGUGAUCAUCUCAGUAUUCCUCCCCCUCGGCCCCUGCGGGCAAGGCGGUGAAGCGUGCCUCCAUUUGGGUAGAGUAGCACUCCACCUCUUCCAACGCAGUCCUCCCUCUGGCGUUGCGCAACUCUAUUCCGUCGGACAAGCACUGUACGGCGCAGGACUCAUCUCUGCAAUGCUCCUCUUCGGGCUAGGCAUCUGGUGGUUGGCUAUCGGACUCUUGACCAUUAUUAGGGAGUUGAAGAGGGGGAAACUCAAGUUCAAUAUGGGAUGGUGGGGAUUGACGUUCCCCUUUGCAAGUUUGGCGAUUUGUACAGCGAGGUUGGCGAUAGAGUUGGAUAGUUUGACCUUGAAAGUGACAUAUACGGUGUUUGCAAUAGCAAAUCUGUUGUUGUGGACAGGAGUGGCGAUUCCAACCGUGAGGGGAGGUUGGAAUGGGAGGUUGUUUAAUGCUCCUUGUUUGGCUGAUCUUCCGCUUAAGCCGUAG
Molecule: messenger RNA, 1770 nt
Organism: Ustilago hordei
Lineage: Eukaryota; Fungi; Basidiomycota; Ustilaginomycetes; Ustilaginales; Ustilaginaceae
Exons: 1
Coding region: 1-1770 (589 amino acids)
Biological process (GO): sulfite transmembrane transport; transmembrane transport
Cellular component (GO): plasma membrane
Molecular function (GO): sulfite transmembrane transporter activity
Source: RefSeq, a predicted model, not a curated record